AUGGCCGCUGCUGAUCCUGUGAUGCCCGUGAGCGUGCCCACCGGCGCAGGCACACGUGAGGUGUUGGACGUAGGGUACCCAGUUCUGAACCUCCAGAAGCUGGACAACCCGCAGGUCUCCAUCCAUCAGUGCGCACAGCGCUACGGAUCCCAGGCCAUCCGAUCCAUCUUCGAGAAGCUGGGGGAGCGCCAGUCAGAACCUGCGUUCGAGGAACUCAACUUCUCUGACAAUUAUGUGGGAGAUGAAGGCGCUUCCUACCUCAAAGAUGGCUUGAAGGGCAACAAGGCCCUGAAGCGUUUGUUGAUGCCUCGGGCUGGCAUGCGAUCCGCGGGAUUCCAGUCCAUUGGGAGCCUCAUUGGCUCUUGCCCAUCCUUGGAAAUGCUGGUCUUGAGCUCCAACUUGGCCGAUGCAUCGGGCGUGGAGGGAGACUUCUCCCAAGGACUCUCGAAGAACAAGUCGCUGAAAUCCCUGUGCCUGGCCGCCUGUCGCCUGAACAACGCAGGCGUGCAGCAUCUUUGUGCGGGACCGUUGACAGUCCACCCUGCGCUGGAGCAUGUGUCCUUCAACUACAACCGCCUGGAGGAUGAGGUCUGCAACAGCGUGUGCCGAAUGUUGGCCACCAACACGCGACUUCGCUAUCUCGAGCUUUGUGGGAACUCCAUCGGCCCCGCAGGCGCGGAGGAGUUGGUGAAGGGGCUGACCGCGAACAAGGGCAAUCUCCAGAAGCUUGGGCUGGCACAGAACUCCAUCAUGCAGAAAGGAGCCACUGCCCUGUGCAAGCACUUUGUCUCUGAGAAGGGCAAGAGCCUGGAGUACCUGGACCUGCGCCACAACAAGGUUAGCUACUAUGGGUGCGUGGAGAUCCGCACGAUGCUGAACAAGCCCAUCGACAACGAUGAGACAAACAAAGGUUGGAUGAUCAACUUCGGCACAAGGCAGCUCAUGCUGAACGCCCACUAA
Symbiodinium pilosum is the source of this 960-nucleotide messenger RNA. The record is from the annotation of a GenBank genome assembly. Lineage: Eukaryota; Dinophyceae; Suessiales; Symbiodiniaceae.